CUCGCGGAGCAGCGGCUGCCCGCGGAGCCUGAGGGGAGCCCGGCCUUAGCCCUGCCGCUGCAGUGAGCACCGGAGCGGCAGCGAGACCCCGACCCCGGCCUCUGCUCUGCCGCAGGAGCAGCCAUGAGCCCCGAGGAGAAGCCGCCCCCCGGCCGCUCCCGCGAUGACCGGCCACCGCCGCCACCUCAGCCCGCUCCCGGCCGAGGCCGCCGGCGAGGCGGCUUCCUGACGGAGAUCCGCACGCCCAUCCGCACCGAGCCCUUCCAGGAGCGGUACAGCCUCAGCCCCGGCAGGGAGCUCGGCAGGGGCAAAUUUGCAGUGGUGAAGAAGUGUAUCCAGAAAGACACUGAAAGAGAGUUUGCAGCAAAAUUCAUGAGAAAAAGAAGAAAGGGCCAAGACUGUCGGAUGGAAAUAAUCCAUGAAAUUGCAGUCCUUGAGCUGGCACAAUGCAACCUGUGGGUCAUCAACUUGCACGAAGUUUAUGAAACUGCAACAGAGAUGAUUUUAGUCCUGGAAUAUGCUGCUGGAGGUGAAAUCUUUGACCAGUGUGUGGCUGAAAGAGAGGAAGCCUUCAAAGAAAAGGAUGUUAAACGACUUAUGAAGCAGAUCUUAGAAGGAGUUUCAUUCUUGCACAGAAACAAUGUGGUUCAUCUUGACUUAAAGCCCCAAAAUAUUCUACUAACCAGUAAGUCUCCUUUGGGAGACAUUAAGAUAGUGGACUUUGGCCUUUCCAGAAUAAUGAAGAGCAGUGAGGAACUAAGAGAAAUCAUGGGAACUCCAGAAUAUGUAGCUCCUGAAAUUCUGAGUUAUGACCCCAUCAGUACCGCAACUGACAUGUGGAGCAUUGGAGUCCUGGCGUAUGUUAUGCUAACAGGGAUAUCCCCUUUCUUAGGGGAUGAUAAACAAGAAACAUUCUUAAAUAUAUCUCAAAUGAAUGUAAGUUACUCUGGAGAAGACUUUGACCUCGUCUCAGAGUCAGCCGUGGAUUUCAUCAAAACUCUGCUGGUUAAGAAACCUGAAGACCGGGCAACUGCUGAAGAAUGUCUUCAACAUCCAUGGUUAAAACAAAGUGAUAAUCCUACUUGCAGAGCCAGGAAUGAGAGUACAGGAGGGGAGACCAGCAAUAUCACCCCGAAAGAUGCAGAUUCUGCCUCUGAAAAAUCAGUUGAUGCUGAGAAGACCGAAGAGGAGGAAUCAAUAGUGACAGAAGAACUAAUUGUAGUGGCUUCAUAUACACUGGGACAAUGUAGGCAGUCAGAGAAAGAAAAAGCAACUGAGCAGAAAGCCAUUUCCAAACGAUUUAAAUUUGAGGAACCAUUACUGCAAGAAAUACCAGGAGAAUUCAUUUACUGAAGUCUGGAGCUCCAUAGGGGUAACUGGAAGGCAGUGGUUCCUACUAAACACAAAUAUCCUAGCCAAGUGAAUUUCUGAUAUGCAAUAAAUGUUCUAGAUCUAAAAAAAAACAAAAUGUCAAUAAAUGGCAUUCAAGGAAAAUGUGCCAAGCUUUUAAUUCCAUGGAGCAGAUAAGAUUUCAAGUGGCUGACAGGAAUUUAACCAAGAUAAAAAGCUUAUUUUUGUUUGUAACUUUUAUUUCUGUUUUUGUUGCUGGAUAGCAGAGGUUUUGUUAAUUGUUCCAGUGUUUGGGGGAAGUUGACUUUGGAAAUGUUUCAGUGAUGGAUGUCAAAAGGAGUAUUUUAGGUUAUGUUUUGGCAUUUAAUGCAAAUAUAUAAUGCUGGGUUUUCCUCAAAAGCCUCUUAGCACUCCUGACUUCAGUGGAAUUAUCUACUGAUCUAAAAAGGUUGUACAAGAGGAGAAUUUGAUCAACUGGUUUGACAUACAGAUUUCAGAGUUAUCCUGUGUAUAUAUUUCUGUUUACAUCAAGUCACAGACCCAGACUCAUCUGAUGUAUAGCCAGGCAGUGAGCUCCUUUUCUCUAGGGAGAGAUGCACAUAUCCCACAGGUAUAGAAAUCUGUAUCUGGGAACAGUUUCAGAUCACAGUGGUGAUACUUCUUUAUAUGGGAGUACAGUAAAAUCCUGCUGCAGAGGGUGAUGAAUUUUGCUUCAGUCACUCUUGAGAGCCAGCAGAGAUUAUUCCCCUUCCCUUCUGUGUUGGGUGAGAUGUGCUGAUAGAAUACAGCUCAGUGUGACUGCAGUGUUGAGAAGUGGAAAAACGAAUGACAAAGGGUCUGAUAUAGCCUUGAAGUUCUCUCUACUGACUUCGCCAUGUUAGAUCAGGCAGUUUGUCCAACUAAUGAUAAAUCAGCCCUUGAUUCCACCUCCCCCAGAACUCAGCUGGGAAUUUACGGGGAGUAUGAGGUCACUUCUGCCUUAUUUCUCUUCCUCUAACCGCUGCUUUAAGGAAGAAAAAAGCAUCCUUAGGCUAAAUUGCAUAACCUUGUUCAAUAUAGCUAUCAGAUGGGGAAGAAGGUGCCACUUCCUCUGAAACAAUGAAGUGCAACUUAUGCCUCAUGCUUUCCCUUAGAGACUUGGAAAAACAGCAUGUGUAUGAUGGGGCAGAGUGGGAUUAGGGAGCUGUGUGGAUGGGUCAUAGUUCUCAAUGGACGUGGUCCCGCAGAGGACAAAGCUGGGACCAAUUGGGCAACAAAAUUGACUGAUUUUUGCAAUGUACAGGUCUGAGGAUCUCAGACUAAGUCUUGGUUUUCUAAGAAGUCUUUCAUAUUGAUGCUGUUCCAAAGUUUAAGUUUUAUGUAAUUGAAGUUUAGUACUAUUAUAUUGCAUACUGUUAACUAUUCAACUAUUUAUUUGGUUUCCUUAUGCUGUUCCUUUAUAAUAAACCCUGACAAAAGUUUUCUUGCUAUAAAACAAUGAAUAGAGACUCUUAGGCUAGUUCUUUUAUUUCCAUGUUGCUGACCCUACUGACAAUGCUGAUCUCUCUCAGACUUUUCAGGCACAACAGUACUUGUGAUGGGUGUCCUUUUACUGCUCAGUCAUUUGCCAAGGCAAUUUGCUUGGGUGAGGGGACACUAAGUUAUGAAAUCCUGUUGUGCAGCACAAUUUCUCCCAGCUUCCAUCACUGCCAUUUUUACUUCUUUUUUCCAUAUCCAUACUUCCUUGCUUUUAUGAAGUUGAGCAAAGCACUGAGGUUGAAGCAAGUUUACAUCUGCCCUUGCAAAACAACGCUGCCAUACCUGCAUACCUAAGCAUGUAACAGCACAUGAUUGCUCACAGCAAAUCAUUUAAGGGAUAUAUAGCUAUUUCAAUUCCUAUUUGUAACCACAGAUGAUGUCUUGGAUGGGGGCUAGUACUGAUGAAACAGAGUAGAUGCUGAGCAGCAUACAUUUUGUGCUAUAUUUACUGGUAUCAAUGUAUGACAAUGAAGCUUAAUAUGUAUAAAUGACCUAUGUACUUAUUACAAGGCCAGCUUCUCUUGAAUUGGCUGCUUUGAGAUUUCCAGUGGGCUAUGUUUGUUGAACUUUUUGUGCCUUAAGAUGGUUUUAUACAGUGUUUUUUAACAUUGUUGAGAAUUUGUAUAAAGUUGUGAAAGUUUAAUAGUAUAAUUAUACACAAGGCAUCUUAGAUUGGGCCUGUAAUAGGAAAAACUCUCUGUAACAUUUAACUGCAGGACUAUCAGCCAGUCCCACACACUUGAAGCUGUUUCUGUUCCACUGUGAGUGUGGGUAAAGCUGUAAAUAAGGUAUUCUGUAGAGAAGGGGCUGUCGAGGUUAAUGUUUUUGAGACGCUUUGUUAUGAGUGAAUUAACAUGCCAAGACUGGGAACAAAUCAGUAGCAUGGGAAGAAGAGCUGGUUUUCUGCAGCUCCAUAAAUACAGAAGAUUGCAUGUACAUACGUGUCUCAUCUGAAAGCUGCUUAUGCCUUAAAUUAUGGGAAGGGUGGGAAGGGAGUGUGUGCAGAGAAGGAAUCCACCCCCUGGACCUCAUGGGCAAUGCUCUCUGUCCCUGCUCUCACCUGCUGGCUGCAUUCCUAGCACUGGGAGCAUGGUUCCAGUUUGCUUGAAUGCAGGAAGCUGGAAGGAAUGGCAGUGUGUCGGUGUUCUUAAAAGUUGCUGGGGAAUUGUUAUUUCUAUGGUUCUGAUGUGAGAGACAUGAACUCUGUAGGCAGGGUAAGCCCAGGACUCUGCCUCUGUUGCAGUUGUUGGAAUAAACAGCUAGUUAAAAGCAAA
Melopsittacus undulatus (budgerigar) is the source of this 4142-nucleotide messenger RNA. It is a transcript of the gene STK17A, whose product is annotated as serine/threonine kinase 17a. Gene Ontology annotation, biological process: intracellular signal transduction; protein phosphorylation; positive regulation of apoptotic process. Gene Ontology annotation, cellular component: nucleus. Gene Ontology annotation, molecular function: ATP binding; protein serine/threonine kinase activity. Lineage: Eukaryota; Metazoa; Chordata; Aves; Psittaciformes; Psittaculidae. The record is from RefSeq and is a predicted model, not a curated record. The coding region runs from base 124 to 1353 and encodes 409 amino acids. The transcript has 7 exons.